Molecule: messenger RNA, 1968 nt
Organism: Fimicolochytrium jonesii
Lineage: Eukaryota; Fungi; Chytridiomycota; Chytridiomycetes; Spizellomycetales; Powellomycetaceae
Product: Aldehyde/histidinol dehydrogenase
Exons: 8
Coding region: 119-1738 (539 amino acids)
Molecular function (GO): aldehyde dehydrogenase (NAD+) activity
Source: RefSeq, a predicted model, not a curated record
CCAGUCUGAACUCCAAAAAAGACGACGGGCUUUUUCCCGACCUCAAAACGACAGCCCUCGCUGCAGCCGUCGUCCAUAAUUUAACACACCCGCACUAUCACCGUUUUCUUUCUCAAGCAUGCUGUCCCUCCUCCGCACAUCGGCCGCGGCAGUCCCUCUGCGGUCCCGCCCCACAUACGCUCUCUUCGCCCGCGCCUUCGCAACAAAGGGCGACGGCGACGAAUUCACAAAGCACGCCUCUAUACUCAAGUCGCUGGGCCUCGGCGCUGAGAACGACGGCGUGUUUACGGGAAAAUGGGGUGGAAGUGGACCGGUCGUUGAGUCUAUCAACCCCGCCACCAACAAAAUCAUCGCCAGCGUCCGGACAGGUACCGCCAAGGACCUGCGAGCCGCUCUGGAGAAGAUUGAGAAAGUUAAGCCUGCAUGGCGCGAGACCCCUAUGCCCAAGCGUGGAGAGAUUGUCCGUCAAAUGAGGGAGGAGCUUGAACAACACAAGCAGGCUUUGGGGUACCUUGUGUCGCUCGAGAUGGGGAAGAUUCUGCCUGAGGGUGUCGGAGAGGUGCAAGAGUACAUCGACAUCUGCGACUAUGCUCUUGGACUCAGCCGGCAAAUUGGCGGCAGUGUGAUUCCAUCAGAACGCCCAGGACACUUCAUGAAGGAGGUGUGGAACCCAUUGGGUACCGUCGGUGUGAUCUCUGCGUUCAACUUUCCCGUCGCUGUGUACGGAUGGAACAGCGCAAUCAGUCUGGUGUGCGGUAACGCGGUCGUUUGGAAGGGUGCACCAACCACGAACCUUUGCUCGGUGGCAGUGACCAAGAUCCUCGAACGCGUCCUGGAGCGCAACAACCUCCCUGGGGAGCUUUGCUCCCUGGUGUCCGGUGGCGCCGACGUCGGCGAGGCCAUGGCCAAAGAUCGCCGCGUGAACAUGCUGUCCUUCACCGGCUCGACCGCCGUCGGCCGACAGGUCGGCUUGACCGUGCAGGAGCGGUUCGGAAAGAGCCUUUUGGAACUCGGGGGCAACAACGCCAUUGUCGUCAUGGACGACGCCGACAUUGAGCUCGCCGUCCGCUCUGUCCUGUUUGCAGCAGUCGGCACCGCCGGCCAGCGAUGCACCACCACCCGCCGUCUGUUCCUCCACGAGAAGAUUCACGACCAGUUCAUCGAGCGUCUCACAAAGGCUUACGACCAGGUCCCGAUUGGCGACCCGCUUGAGUCUACCACUCUCUGCGGACCGCUGCACACCAAGCACGCUGUGCAGCUGUUCAAGGACGGUAUUGAGGCUGUGAAGGACCAGGGUGGAAAGAUUCUGAGGGGCGGAAAGGUCUUGAAGAGGGAAGGCAACUUCGUGGAGCCUACGAUCACGAGCAUCGACGGGUCUGCCUCGGUGGUCCAAAACGAGAUCUUUGUCCCCAUCCUCCACACAAUCAAAGUCACCUCCCUCGACGACGCGAUCGCCCAAAACAACUCGGUCAACCAAGGCCUCUCCUCCUCCAUCUUCACCCAAUCCCUCUCCAACGUCUUCAGGUGGACGGGCCCCUCAGGCUCCGACUGUGGGAUCGUCAACGUCAACAUCCCUACCAACGGCGCCGAGAUUGGAGGCGCGUUUGGGGGUGAGAAGGAGACGGGGGGUGGCAGGGAGUCGGGGAGUGAUGCGUGGAAGCAGUAUAUGAGGAGGCAGACUUGCACCAUCAACUACAGCGGUGCCUUGCCUUUGGCCCAGGGCAUAAAGUUUGCUUAAACAUUCGAUGCGUCUGAAUCACCAUUUUUGUAGUUGUGCGUUUGAGCUGGAGUAGGACAUGCGUAACAUUUUGACUGCAGAGUAAACAGACAUUCACCCAUUCCUUACCCAGCUGAGAUGGACUAGGCUAGCAGGAUAGAUAACAGCCAAUGCCAGUAAGCUGUGUCGUAUAUUUGUGGAUGAACAGCCAGAAUUGACCUGUCUAUAAGAUGCAGGGUGCAAAAAUUUCA